Messenger RNA from Sceloporus undulatus (fence lizard), 2407 nucleotides. Its product is annotated as aurora kinase C-like. NCBI's taxonomy places the organism in Eukaryota, Metazoa, Chordata, Lepidosauria, Squamata, Phrynosomatidae. The record is from RefSeq and is a predicted model, not a curated record. The transcript has 9 exons. Gene Ontology annotation, biological process: mitotic spindle organization; protein phosphorylation; regulation of cytokinesis. The coding region runs from base 496 to 1692 and encodes 398 amino acids. Gene Ontology annotation, cellular component: spindle pole centrosome; chromosome passenger complex; spindle microtubule. Gene Ontology annotation, molecular function: protein kinase activity; ATP binding.
ACGUCAUUUCGUUACGAUUGGCUGCCCUUUCUGGCUCGCUUAAGCUCCGCCCCCUCGUUUCUAUGGCGCGCGCUCUCUCACUGCGGCCUGACCCUCCCCCUGUCCUCUCCUUCCAAUCGCUGCCGUUAACAACUCACAAAAUGGCCGACGUAUCCGCCUACACUGGCCUUUCCUUGCCUCUUAUUGGCUGACCUUCGCUGACUGACAUAUCACUCCUUUUAAAAAAACCUUGGGCGGUUCGCAAGUGUUUAACCAAUCAGCUGCGAGCUUUCUUCAACAGUUUAAAAGAUCCGCCAAUCGUGGCAGGCUUCUUAUCUCCUAAAUCCCGCCCUUCCCCUCAGAAUCCGUUGGUCCCUAAGACGCUUGGCCAAUGGGGUGACAGAAGGGCGGAGCGUGCAGUGGAGGACUAGCCGCGCGUAAAGAGGGAGGAGCUCUCUGUCAGCCAAUGAGGAGACGCGUUUUGUCCGGCUUACGCAUGGAACGUCGCAGCAGCCAAUGGGGUUUGGAGAUUGUAGAUUUGAAAGGCGAAGGCGCUCAGUCUGCGGUUGGAGCUGGAUAGAGAAGGAUGUUGCAGCAGAAGCCAGCGAAGCUUCAAAAACUUGUGUGACGUACGGACUUGUGCAUUUUUGGUUGGGCCCAAUGAAGUACCAGUACAGCAGUCUGUCAGGCCCUCAGCGGGUUCCCUAUAAAAUUAACAGUGCUGCAUCCAGCACACCUUCUGGAUCGCUUUUCAUGCAGAGGGCUGUUACGAACAGCGCGAAGGCCAGCUUGAAGACCCCCUCUGCCCCGAACCCACCUCUCGCAGGCAGGGUACCCAUGGAAUCAGAUUCAGUUGCCCCUUCAAUGGAAGAAGGCUCUGAGACAGACCGAGUGCUGACCAUUGAUGAUUUCGAAAUCGGGAAGCCUCUGGGCAAAGGGAAGUUUGGCAAUGUCUACCUGGCCCGGAUGAAAGAGAGCAAGUUCAUUGUGGCUCUCAAGGUACUCUUCAAAUCUCACAUGGAGAAGGAAGGCGUGGAACAUCAGUUGCGCCGAGAGAUUGAGAUCCAGUGUCACCUCAGUCACCCCAAUAUUCUGCGCCUCUAUAACUACUUCCAUGAUCGCAAGCGUGUGUACCUGAUCCUGGAGUAUGCGCCUCGUGGGGAGCUCUACAAAGAUCUGCAGAAGCACCAGCGCUUCGACGAGAGGAGGACUGCCACGUAUAUGGAAGAGUUGGCCGAUGCCCUCAUCUACUGUCACAGUAAGAAGGUGAUCCACCGGGACAUCAAGCCAGAGAAUUUGUUGAUGGGGCUCAAAGGGGAGCUGAAGAUUGCUGAUUUUGGCUGGUCUGUGCAUGCUCCCUCCCUCAGGAGGAAGACAAUGUGUGGAACUCUGGACUACUUGCCUCCUGAGAUGAUUGAAGGCAAAGCCCAUGAUGAGAAUGUUGACCUCUGGUGCAUCGGUAUCCUGUGCUACGAGUUAAUGGUGGGCCACCCGCCUUUUGAGAGCGCCUCCCACACGGAGACGUACCGCCGCAUCGUCUCGGUGGAUCUCAAAUUUCCACCGUUUGUGCCUGAAGGCGCCCGGGACUUGAUUUCGAAGCUGCUUCGCCAUGACCCAGCUGAGCGGCUACCCUUGAAGGCUGUGAUGGAGCACCCUUGGGUAAAAGCCAACUCCAAGCGGGUGCUACCUCCAGUUUUUCACCCACAAUGUUAAAAGCCCCCCAAGGAGCAUUUGCACACACCUGAACCAUGAACAUAUUAAAUUUUGCAGACUUGGGGCUAAAACAUGCAGGCAAUAAGUGCCAGCAGUGUGAGGGCAUGGCAUUUCAGUGACACAGCAUUUACAUGUGCCAUACCACAGAAACGCCAAAGAGUGCAGCAAAGCCAGCUUUUUAUCAGCUCAAAAAAGGAGCGGCUUUCCUUUUUGAGCUGGUUGGGGACAUGUCAUGCAGUUGCUGCGGCCUGAACCCUGCAGCGUGACACCGCUCCUUCAGGGCCAUCUGUUUCAGCCCUUGAUGCAUUUUAAAUGGGCAGAGCGGGGGAAGAAGGGUUUUCCUGCAAGACCUUUAAAUUCUUUCUCCCAGAAGUCUUCACUGGAAUAUCAAAGGAGGGAGUUCAGUUUAUUUCUGCCUGCCAGUGAAAUAUCAUAUUCAGGCCAUGAAACCUCUGGAGGGUGGUUGUUCAGGUGGCCACAGUGCCCAGAAUUGCUGCAUUGUGCCUGGUGAUGUGCUUCAUAGUGAAAACGGGUAACCAUCAACUUGGACCUCCAGACUUGGCACUAAUCUCAUAGUUUUCUUUCUUGAGUAAGCCUGUAGUUGUUCAGAUUGUUCUACAAUUUUGGUUUGUAGUAUACGCUUUUGUGUAUAUGUUUCUUUGUGGUGACUUCUGUGAUUUUAAUAAACUUUAAUAAACUUUGAUAAACACUUGAA